This is a messenger RNA of Drosophila innubila, 3000 nucleotides long. It is a transcript of the gene D19A, whose product is annotated as zinc finger protein 441. Gene Ontology annotation, cellular component: nucleus. Lineage: Eukaryota; Metazoa; Arthropoda; Insecta; Diptera; Drosophilidae. Bases 126 to 2672 code for a protein of 848 amino acids. The transcript has a single exon. The record is from RefSeq and is a predicted model, not a curated record. Gene Ontology annotation, molecular function: zinc ion binding.
GACGAGUAUACACCAAUUUUUUCGUGUCAAUAUUAUUUUUUUUUUUGUUGCUGGAAAACAACUAAAAAGCGAAAAAGUUUGUGAACUCGCAAAAGUUAUUUUAAAUUGAAAACGACGUUGUCACGAUGGAUGUGGCGCGGACAUACUCGAUACACACGCUGUGUCGCAUUUGCCUGAAUCUGCUGCAAAACGAUGCUGCCUACGAUUUAUAUAUGGUUCCAGGUCUGGCCAAAAAACUCUGUCUCUGCACAUCUCUAUCCGUGGAGCAGAACGAUGGAUUCCCCAAGAACCUGUGCACCAGUUGUUUCAGUCGACUCAACGAUAUGCACGAGUUUCAGAAAUUGUGCGUGGACUCGGUGCAAAAGUUUCAGGACAUGGUCGCCAGCAACGCCUUCACUUGCCAAUCCAAUUUCGAUGUGCUGGAUCCGAGCACUGCGGCCCAGGAGCUGCCCAAUGAGGAUGAGGAUCACAUCAACUUUGAUCCGUUGUUGAAUCAUAAGAUGGAGCUGAUUGAGAAUGAGGAGGAUGUGUUUAAAAUGCUCGAGGAUGUGGACAAGGAGGCGGAGGAGGUGGAAAAGGAGGUGAAACAGAUUAAGCAUAAGCAGCGGGAAAAGGAAACCAAGGAACCCAUUACAAUCAACAUGUUCAACGAGGACAGCUCCGCUUCCUCCUUGGAGAGCGGCAAUGACAACGAUCGGGAUAUGGAUUUUGAGCCCAACAGCAGCGAUGACGACAUUCCUCUGGCACAGCGAAUGCGCAGCAAAGGUCAAAACACCAGAGCAGCCAAGUCAAAGCCCAAGAAGAAACGCAUUGCCGACGAGGAUGAUGAGGAAUUCAGCACAACUGCAUCCUCCUCCUCCGAGGAUGAUGACGAUGAUCCCGAGCACAAGGGCCGCAAGGAGAAGCCAAAACGCAAAAGGAUUCCCGUUGGAGAGCGUCAUCUGCAUCGCAUCAUCGACUGUCACAUCUGUCACCAGAAGUUUAAGAAGGCCAUACGCUACGAGGAGCACAUGAAGUACCACAACGAUCUGUUGCCCUUCCAGUGCAAGGUGGAGAGCUGCAAGAAGGGAUUCACCACAGCCAACGGACUGCGCAUUCAUGUGGAUCACGCCCACACCGAACUGUCCGAGGUGCAUGCCUGCAGCGUGGAAGGAUGCGGCAAGACAUUCCCACGCAUCCGUCUGCUCACCUUCCACAUGAAGAAGGUGCACAACAUUUCCAAGUCGGCAGCGCCACUGCGCGACUUCCCCUGCACCGAAUGCGAGACCGUAUUCCGUUGUCCCACUGCACUCAAGAAGCAUAUGUAUAAGCACACGGGAGAGGAGCUGCCAUAUCCAUGCAACAUCUGUGGCAAACGCUUUGUCAUCAACAGUGCACUCAGGGAUCACUUGAUGCGGCAUGCGGGCAUUAAGAAUCAUGUGUGUCCGUACUGUGGUGUGGGCAAGACCACCAGGCAGGAGUGGAACGCUCACAUUCUCACACACACCAAGGAGAAGAAGUUCAAGUGCCGGCAGUGCGAUCAUGCCUCCCACAACAAGCAGGCGCUGUCCAAUCACGUCAAGGUGGUGCACAUGAAGAUCAAGAACUUUGCCUGCCAGUAUUGUGGCAAGACCUUUGGCAAAUCCCAUGCCUGCAAGGUGCACGAGAGGACGCACACGGGGGAGAAGUGCUGCGAGUGCAAGAUCUGUGGCAAGAUCUUCCUCUGCGAGAAGAGUCUCACCAAGCAUUUGAAGACGCACGAGAAACGGGAUCUGCCGCCCAUGGAUAAUCAUCGUCCGCUCAACAUUCCGUUGCCAGUGAAUCAGCUACCCGAUCAUAUGCAGAUGCAGGGCGAUAAUCUCAUGGCGCAAAAUGUGGCUGAUGAUUUGCUCAAGGCUUGUGGCGGCGGACCACCAGGAGUGGGAGUGGGAGUCGGACCAGGAGCAGCCGGAGCAGCAGCUAAACCGAAGAACUCCAGACGUGUGCAGCGUGUGGACAUUUCUCAGCUGGCGGGCACCUCUGUGAAUCCCAUAUCUUCUGUAUCCGUGCCCUCCUGGUCACCACAGGUCAACUUCACCAAGAAGGAAGGUCAACACAUUUGUCCCGGCUGUGGACGUGGCUUCAACAACAUUGGCAACAUGAAACUCCACUACAAGAUUAUCCAUGAGAAGGUCAAGGAUUUCGCCUGUCGCUUCUGUCCCAAGCGUUUCUCCAAGGCACAAAUCUUGCGGCAUCACGAAUGGAUACACACCGGGGAGAAGCCCUUCGAGUGCAAGAUUUGUGGCAAGCACUUCCGCCAGGAGACGGCGCUAAAGAAGCACAUCAAGACGCACGACAAGCCCAACAGACGACACUAUCCGGAGAAGACAGAUCCAUCGCCACCGUUCCAACAUAAAAUCGAACCGCGUGAAAUUGAUCGCGAGCCCAGGAACUAUGAUCAGUAUCAGGAUCCGGCGGCGGAACGAGCGGCAGCAACGGCGGAACUCCUGGCCCAUCAGAUCGAGGAGAACGAAGCGAAGCGAAAGGCGGACAUUGAACGGCGAAAGAUUCAGGAAGCCGCCUGUGAGCAGCUCAACAAGCUGCAGAAGCAGCAGGAGAUUGAAAAGGCGACCACAUCCUAUGAUGGCUACUAUGCCCAGAAGGCUCAAGCCGAAGGCAUCAGUGUGGACGCCUUGAAGAUUGAUCAUGUGUAAACCGAUAUGGAUGUGGAUAAUGGAUAUGGUUACACACACACACACCCAGCAAACCCAGCAAUAUUUUUAAAUCUACUUUAGUUUUAAAUUCUUUUAUAAUUACCCCCCCGUCUAUGAUGAUCUGUAAUCCUCGAAUUGCUCCAUAGUUGAACCACAGAGCAACUAACACACACGUAUUUCUAACACAAUAUUAAUUUUACUACAUAUUAUACAUAUACUAUAUACAUACAUAUUAUGUGUACGUAUUUUCGUUGUCUAUGUACUGGAUGGCAUCUAUUGCUUAAUUAGAAUAAUGACUUCAUAAUACAUAUAUUUCAAAUUGUCGUUU